Thunnus maccoyii (southern bluefin tuna) is the source of this 2014-nucleotide messenger RNA. RefSeq names its product neurexophilin-4. Lineage: Eukaryota; Metazoa; Chordata; Actinopteri; Scombriformes; Scombridae. The transcript is spliced from 3 exons. The record is from RefSeq and is a predicted model, not a curated record. Bases 688 to 1449 code for a protein of 253 amino acids. Gene Ontology annotation, molecular function: signaling receptor binding.
AGAGGGAAAGAGAGAGAGGGGGGGGGGAUCUCAUCUCUCUAAAUCAACCAGUCACUAUCCUAAAACACAAGAAGCACUGGUGAUCUUCAAUGAGAUCCCCUCUUUGCCUCCACCCUCCAAACUGACUUCGUCUCCGCACAAAACUUCCCGCAAACGUCCAGCAUGAGCGGAGGCAAACGCCAUGGAUGUGCCACAUGAGGCGGACCGGAGAAACUGAAGCCACCGCUCAAAGUUUGCCUACAGAAACCACUGUGACACUGACCGAACAAACUCACAACUUUUAACGCCCUUUUUUCUGCUCUUCUGCUACUUUUUACUUGUCGCCUGCCAGUUGGGAUUGCUUGGAUUCCGCGGUGUGUCUUUAUAUGUUCAGCCGGGGAGACGUGUAGUUUUUCGGGGUGGUCCGCUAUCAGGAAGGUGACAUGCAGGUUCUCGGUUGGACCAUAGUUGUCCUCUGCCAGUGGAUCCUACAGAAGCUAUUCCAGUAAAGCCUCUAGCCCAGGGACAGAGGAGAGCUGCCCCACACGGUAAUUGAACCACAGAUCCUGCUGGACCAUUAGUCACGAGUCUUGGUCUGUCCAGAGCCUUUUAUCGCUGUUGAAUCAACACAAGCAGUGUGAAUGAGUGCAGGUCCAAGGGUUGGAGAAGCAAGUGGACUUCUCAGACCUGGGCCCAGUGGGGUCGGUGAUGAAGACUCUUCCAUAUGGCAUAGGUGGAGGCACAGUAGGAGGAACAACAGGAGGAGUGGUUAAGCCUCCUUACCAAACCCGCAUCUUCUCCACUUCCAUCGACCAGACGUCCAUGAAAUCCAAGCCGCCGACCUACAGUUUCUUUAACCCGUACGAUUCAACCCGGAACCAGUCCCUGCUCCUGGACCAGACAGGCUACCGCUCCAAGCGCAAGCCCUCACUAAAGACAGCCAUGAAGACCAAGAAGAUCUUCGGCUGGGGAGACUUCUACUUCAACGUCAAGACUAUGAAGUUCAGCUUGUUGGUGACGGGGAAGAUUGUGGACCACAUCAACGGGACGUUCACUGUUUACUUUCGCCACAACUCGUCCAGCCUGGGGAACGUGUCGGUCAGUAUCGUGCCGCCAACUAAAGUUGUGGAGUUUGAAGUCCUCCAGCAGCAGCAGGUGCACCCCCACACCCAGCAGGCCGUCCAGAUCCAGGAGACCCAGCAGUCCACCAUCGACCCCAAAGAGGUAAAGACCUUUAACUGUCGGGUGGAGUACGAGAAAACCAACAGAUCCAAGAAGCCCAAACCUUGCCUGUAUGAUCCGUCUCAGACCUGCUUCACAGAGCACACCCAGUCCCAUGCUGCCUGGCUCUGUGCCAAACCCUUCAAGGUGAUCUGCAUCUUCAUCUCUUUCUUUAGCAUCGAUUACAAGCUGGUUCAAAAAGUGUGUCCGGACUACAACUUCCAAAGUGAGCACCCUUACUUUGGAUAAGUAAGUGAGACUGAACUGAUAAGAGAAAAAAAAAAAAGAGACAAUGAUGAUGACAAAGAUUAUGGUGAUGAUGAUGAUAAUGAUGGAAACGAUAGUCAUAUUGAUUACAAUGAAGAUGCAGGGGACAGUUUUUUUGCCUCUAAACUGCUGUGAAUUGUGGAUUUAAAUCAAGUAUAAUCAGAGUUAUGGAUGGUUAGGAUGCGGCUGAUUUCUCUGACUUUUUUUCCAACUUUGUAUUUGUUAACUUCUGUUUUUAUUUGACUUUUUUUCUGUAAAUAAUAUACUCAACCUCAGCACACUUAUUGUUUUUAGAUAUUUAUUUCUGAGUGUUGUUACUUUUUGCUGUUGGAGAACUCUGUUGAAAACAGCUGGAAUCAGUAUGCCGUCCGAGUACAAAGUGAGCCUCUGAGGCGGCUGCGCUAUGCCAUCACUGUAUGGCAGCCGUAAUGUUAUGGUAGACUGACUGUUAAUCAUCCUCUCAGCUCUACGUUUCAAUCCCUGGAUAUAAGAGAGUUAUAUGUAUGAGAAAUGCUAUGCUGGAUAUGCAUACAAUAUACUGUAUGAA